CGGCGGCCGGCCGGUCCGGCCGGACCCCGUCUCGCGCAGUGUGCUGACGGAGGCUGGCGCCUACUGCGCCGCCAUGAUACGCUGCAGUGGUCUCCUGGGCGUGUGUUUGAGGCGGUCCCAGCCGCCUCCCGCCGCCCGCUCCGUCUCUAUCGGCGUCAUCGGAGCCGCCUUCGACAAGGGUCAGACCCGCUGCGGCGCCUCGCUGGGCCCGGCAGCCAUUCGAGACACGGGGGUGCUGGAUGAGAUCCGCGCCCUCGGUCACAGCGUGCGUGACCUGGGCGACCUGUCUCUGCCCGGCGUGGACUCGGAGUACACCGCCGCCGACGACCGGGCCAAGAUGAGGAACGUCACCAGCGUGGGACGCUUCAACCAGCAGCUGUCGGAUCACGUGUCGUCCGCGCUGGCGAAGCAUGACGUGGUGGUGACCUUGGGUGGAGACCACAGCAUCGCCAUGGGCACCGUGCACGGCCACGGCCGAACCGUGCGCCACGACAAGCUGGCUGUCCUCUGGGUGGACGCGCACGCGGACAUCAACACACCGCUGACGUCCGGUUCUGGCAACUUCCACGGCAAACCGGUGUCAUUUCUGCUGCGCGGAAUGGAGGCGUUUCACCUAGACCUGCCCGACCUGCGCUGGUGUCGGCCCGUCCUGCUGCCCAGUAAGCUGGUCUACAUCGGCCUGCGCGACGUUGACCCUAUGGAGCGGGUGGCCAUCCAGGAGCUGGGAGUGCGUGCUUACGCUAUGCGCGAGCUGGACCGGCUCGGAGUCGAUAAGGUGGUGGAGAUGGCCCUGGAUCAGCUUGGCGUAGGCGUGGGGGCAGACUCUUCGCUUCACGUCAGCUUCGAUAUCGACGCGCUGGAUCCGUCGGAAGCACCUUCCACGGGCACACCAGUGCGCGGCGGCCUCAGCCUUCGUGAGGGCCAGAUGGUGAUGGAGGAAGUGUGCAAGUGGGGCACACUACGCUCCAUGGACCUGGUGGAGGUGAACCCGCAACUGGGCAGCAGCCAGCAGGCUCUGUACACGGCCGACGCCGCCCGUCACUUGCUACUCUCCACCUUCGGACGCUACCGCGGCGGCAACGCUCCCGAGGGCUCGCAACUGCCGCGGCCGGAGAUCCUGCCAGACCCUCGACCCAACCGUUAAACCGACCCCCCCCCCCCCCCCCCCGUCCGUCCGUCCCACGCACGAUCUGGUCACUGUAACGGCGCAUCGCCCGAACCGGUGCUCACAUACUCAUCGCAGUCCGGUCAACUAAUACACUGAAAUGAAUAUCCCUGGACAUUGUUAAUACAUAGGUCUGGGUAUGUCA
This is a messenger RNA of Pollicipes pollicipes, 1310 nucleotides long. RefSeq names its product arginase-1. Lineage: Eukaryota; Metazoa; Arthropoda; Thecostraca; Pollicipedomorpha; Pollicipedidae. The transcript has 6 exons. The record is from RefSeq and is a predicted model, not a curated record. The coding region runs from base 74 to 1144 and encodes 356 amino acids. Gene Ontology annotation, molecular function: arginase activity; manganese ion binding. Gene Ontology annotation, cellular component: nucleus; cytoplasm; cytosol.